Messenger RNA from Castor canadensis (American beaver), 1750 nucleotides. It is a transcript of the gene Sco1, whose product is annotated as synthesis of cytochrome C oxidase 1. Gene Ontology annotation, biological process: mitochondrial respiratory chain complex IV assembly. Lineage: Eukaryota; Metazoa; Chordata; Mammalia; Rodentia; Castoridae. The record is from RefSeq and is a predicted model, not a curated record.
GGAGGAAGCGGAAGCGACGCCGGAAGUGGAAGGGCGGGCCAAAGGAGGCGCGGUCUCCUAAGCUCAUGGCGGGGCUGGUGCUGGGACCCGGCUGGAUGGUGCGGCCUUGGGGUGGCCAGCUUUGCCCUUUCUUGUGGCGUGGACUCGGGCUUUGGAGUCCGGCGGAGAGGCCUGCAAGAGUCUUGCUGAUGCAGUUCUGCGCGCGGCGGGCCUCCGGGCUCGCUGGCAGCCGCCUAGGAAGUCAGCCCUUCAGCACCGGGCUGCCACCACCUCCCGGGUCCCCAGACCCCAAGUCGAAGAACCGCAGAGACCCCACGCGCCCUUCGAAGGCCGGGCCUGUUUCCUGGAAGUCAUUAGCAUUCACAUUUGCCAUUGGAGGAGCUUUAUUGGCUGGAAUGAAGUACUACAAGAAAGAGAAGACAGAGAAUCUGGAGAAGGAACGGCAGCGAAGCAUUGGAAAGCCUUUACUUGGGGGACCAUUUUCUCUUACAACUCAUAUUGGAGAGCCCAAAACUGACAAAGACUACCUGGGUCAGUGGGUAUUGAUUUAUUUUGGUUUUACCCACUGCCCUGAUAUCUGCCCAGAAGAACUAGAAAAAAUGAUUCAAGUCGUGGAUGAAAUAGAUAGUAUUCCAUCUCUGCCAAAUUUAACUCCACUUUUCAUCACCAUUGACCCAGAGAGGGACACCAAAGAAGCCAUCGCAAAUUAUGUGAAAGAAUUUUCCCCCAAGCUGGUUGGCUUGACUGGCACAAAAGAAGAGAUUGAUCAAGUGGCCAGAGCAUUUAGAGUGUAUUAUAGUCCUGGCCCCAAGGAUGAAGAUGAGGACUACAUAGUGGAUCAUACAAUAAUAAUGUACUUGAUUGGACCAGAUGGUGAGUUUCUAGAUUAUUAUGGCCAGAACAAGAGGAAUGCAGAAAUCGCUGGCUCCAUUGCUGCACACAUGAGAACCCACAUGAAAAAGAGGUAGCCAGAGCCAUGCUUCUUGGAUACAGUUUCUCUUGCUAAAGAGGAAUGAAGCUUUUGUCUCCCAUGGGAGCAGUAUAUACAUGCAACCGCCAUUGGCCUUGGUACCACAAGAACAUCUAUAUUUUAGAUGGGGUGGGUGUUCCCCUUGGUUUCAGUCAAGACUCUUGGAACUGUGAAGACUACAAGACAGAGUCUCCCAAGUAGUCACCCUGAGUCCAGAGACCAGGUUUAGUGGAGCCAUUGGCGAGUGGAUCUCACAGAAUGGCCAGCAGGGAGGCACGCUGUAGCAUCUCCUUGAGAACAAGGCCUUUGGAGCAGCAUCGCUGCCUCUCCAGUGUCUUGGACCCUUGCUCAUAGGCCAUGGGGCUGAGUUUUAUAGAAAAGUGCAAUUUCUUUUGCUCUUGCUUUGCUCAUCUUGAGUGCUUGGUGCCUAGUAAUAGCCAAGAUAGGCUCUCUGACAUUCAAAGUUGAUCUUUUUAUCUGAAAGCAAAAGUUUAAUCUUCCUUGUAAAUUACACUGUCAGAUUUGCAUUUCAUUUCACCAUCAGCAAAUUGUGAUUUGAGUAGGGAAGAGGGAAAAAUCUAUUUGGGAAAAAUAACUGUUAGUUUUCAUUCCUGUAGGAGUUUUUGUGUGUGUUUGUGUCUGUAUUUUUUUAAUAGCUAAAUGAUUUGCCAUGUUUUCAGUGAUACACCAAGUGGAAAUAAGAGGAUUUUAAUCAUGUGUGUGAUGCAGAACAUUUUUCUGUGUGUACCAGAUUGUGCUGUAUAUAAAAUAAAGGUGUAU